AAUUGAAGAAUAAAAGAGAAAUCUUAAUCUUACAGUAUUUCAUAGAUUCUUCCAAACGGAAAUAUCGAUGCAUUAUUUAUUUUGGAAUCGCAUUAUAAGAUUUGGAGACCAUUACGAACACUAAUUGUCAAAAAAUUAUUGAAUCAAUGUUAAUUAUUUAAUUAAAUUGAUUGCAUGAAUUGCUAAUAAAAGCAAUUAAUUUAAUUAUUAAAUAAUGGAAAAACAACCGUUGAAUCCAAAAGAUGAUAAACCUCCGUCUUAUACGGCGGCAACUGCACCAGAAAUAAAUUGUUCAUGGCAACCACCACCAGGAUACAAUUCCACACAAUGUCAAGAAUCUACUUCAUGGCCUCCACCUCCAGGAUAUUAUCCUAGUGCCAGUGGAACUAGUAAUAGUCAUAACUAUGUACCUUCUUAUGGUUCUACACAAUCAACUACGAUAAUUAUGCCAGAAAUUAUUUUAGUUGGAGGAUGUCCUGCAUGUAGAGUGGGCAUUAUGGAAGAUGAUUUUACAUGUCUUGGACUACUAUGUGCUAUUCUAUUCUUCCCAGUGGGCAUAAUUUGUUGCUUGUUGUUAAAGACACGACGUUGUUCUAAUUGUGGUGCAUAUUUUGGUUAAUGUGUUACUAUAUUAUAGUAACCAUUUCUAAAACUAAAUACAUUAUUAAUCUAAUUUUAAUAUAAUUAUAUAGAUAAUAUAAUUAUGUAGAUAUUGAAAGAUGAGAACAAACAUAAGUAAUUAAUUUUUUACUAAUAUUAUAUAAUUAUAUUUAUCUAUGUAUUUGCAUUAUUUGAGGAAAAAUAAUGCUUCAGUGAUCAAAGAUAUCUACAAUAAUUGGUUAAAUGUUGAGUUCAUGAAGUUCAUGAAAUAUUGACAUAUGUACAAUUAAAAGAUUCUCUAUGCAUUUAAGACUUUAUUGAUUUACAUGACACUUGUGCUGUUUUGUAAAUUAUACAUAAAAAUUUCCAACUAAUAAUGUUAUAUAUUAUUAUAGUAUAUUUUAUAAUAAUGAAUAAUGAAAUAGUUUAUUAAUAUAUAAUAUAUAAAUAUAUCAUAGUUUGUAAGAUUUCUUAUUAAAUGAGAAAAGGAGCAAUAUAAAUUAGACUGAACUUUAUAUUUAUAGUAUAUUUGUAAUGAUACAAAUAUGUUUAAAACAGAUUUCAUUGAAAUUUUCCUAUACUUACAUAAAAUCAUUACAUUUAAAUCAUUUUGGAUUAUUUUUAAUAUAAAAUAAUUUAUCGAAACUUAUAUAUAACAUAUUUUAUAAAAAAUAAAUUCAAUGAAAUUUGUACUUUUUAUUUUUAUUAUUUAUGUUAUUGUCUUAUAAAAACAUUUCUUGAUAUAUGCUAUUAAAUUGAGUUUUUAAAAUACAUUUAACAUUUGUUAAAUGCUAAAAUAUUUGAAUCUCAAAGAAAAUGUCAAUAAAUUUUUUCCUAAAUAUAAUUAAUUUUAUAAU
This is a messenger RNA of Apis florea (little honeybee), 1457 nucleotides long. Its product is annotated as membrane protein BRI3. Lineage: Eukaryota; Metazoa; Arthropoda; Insecta; Hymenoptera; Apidae. The record is from RefSeq and is a predicted model, not a curated record.